Schizophyllum commune H4-8 is the source of this 2197-nucleotide messenger RNA. RefSeq names its product acyltransferase ChoActase/COT/CPT. The record is from RefSeq and is a predicted model, not a curated record. Lineage: Eukaryota; Fungi; Basidiomycota; Agaricomycetes; Agaricales; Schizophyllaceae. The coding region runs from base 233 to 2119 and encodes 628 amino acids. Gene Ontology annotation, molecular function: acyltransferase activity. The transcript is spliced from 7 exons.
GUUCACCCGACGAUUUCUGCUUCUCGGCGGGCGUCGCGGUCCUCCUCCUCAUCCACUACCAUCCAUGAGUGCUUCGAAUAAUAUAUCUCCAGCGCCAGCUCGGUCUCUAUCGUCUUCGAACCGAGCAGCUGCACCAGCCCGGCGAGCAAACAAGCGCGCGUCACUGCCGCGUCUCCCAAUUCCAGACCUGCAGAAGACCGUCGACCGGUACCUGAAUUCGUUAGAGCCAUUCAUGCUCGAGGAGGACGCGCGUGGGGGCAUGUCCUACACCUCUGCUCGUACUCUGCGCGACAGAUGGGCGACCGAGUUCACAGAAGGUAUCGGCGCGACGCUGCAGGAGAGGCUGAUCGCACUGGACAAGGCUUCUCCCAACAACUGGCUAAACGAUAACUUCUGGAUAAACAAGGCCUACUUGGAAGGGCGAUCGUCCUUACUCGUCAACUCCAAUUGGUGGCUCGCGUUCAAGGACGAUGAUCUCAUACCACCUGCGCAAGCUGAACAAGAUGCUGAAGAAGGCGGACUUUCCGGUAUAACGCCCCUGCAGAUUCGGCGCGCAGCCUGGAUAACGCAUCGAGUACUGGACUUCCGGGAAAAGUUGGCGUUGCAGGAGAUACAUCCCGAAACCACGAAGACGGGCGUCUGGAUGCAAGAGAACACCCGCAAGGUCUUCAACACAACGCGCAAGCCGGAGCCGUACUGCGACGUUGUCACCUCCACCCCCUUCCCCUCCGAAAACCCUGCCGCCCGGCGAAUGAUCCUCAACGUGCACAACUGGUUCUACGCUGUCGACAUUUACGGCGGCCAAUGCCGACCCCUCCCGCCAACGCGCGUCGAAGCCAACAUACACUCCGCCGUUGCCGACGCGCACGCGCGCCGCCAAGCAGGCGAGACCGCCGUCCCCGUGGGCAUCCUCAGCGCCGACAACCGCGACGAAUGGACGAAGAACCUUGCCCACUUGCUGUCGCUAUCCCCUGCGAACCAGGAGACGUACGAAGCCGUCGUCGACGCUGUCAUGGGGCUCAGUCUUGACACGCUGCCGACGACGCCGGUGCACCAUCAUCCGAACACGGACACGCCGAUACCCUUCUCGUCGACGCGAAUAAAGCCUAUGGACGAGCACUUGCAUUCGAUACGCGGGACGACGCACAAUGUUACAAACCGCUUCUUCGACAAGUCGUUCACGCUCAUUGUCGAUCCUCUCACUCGAGCCGGCGCUAUCGGCGAGCACUCCCCGGUCGACGCACUCGUACCAAGCAUCGUCGCUGAGUACGGAAUUAUCGAGGGUUGCCCAUCCUUCGACGAUGUCCAGCCGGAGGCCCCGUCGGGCGGCUUCCGGCGCCUUGAUUGGGUCGUGGAUGACGAAGUCGAACGGGCGUGCGCUCGCGCGAAGGCACACGCCGACGCGCUAAUCAUCGACUCCGACAAUAUGGUGCUGUGGUUCGAAGACUACGGGACGGACUGGAUCAAGACCUCUGCCAAACUCUCGCCCGACGCGUACAUCCAGAUGGUCCUCCAGCUCGCAUACUACCGCACGUCCGGGGAGUUCUCGGCGACCUACGAGACGGCGCUCACGCGGAUGUUCAAGCACGGGCGUACGGAGACAAUACGGUCGUAUACCGCUGAAGCCCGCGAGUGGGUGCUCGCGAUGUGCGCGAACCCCGGGGAGCGGAACUACGUCGCAGACCCACGCAAGCUGCGUGCGCUCCUCGACGCCGCGGUUCAAAAGCAUACACGAUUGACGCGCCUCGCUGCGACCGGCCAAGGUGUCGACCGGCAUCUCAUGGGCCUCCGUCUCAUGCUCCGACCACUAAACGGCGAGAACGUCGCGCUGUUCGAGGACGUCCUCUUCGACAAGAGCCAGCAAUGGAAGCUUAGCACGAGUGGCUUGAGUGCUGGGCUGCUUUUCAACGGCACUGGCUUCGGUGCCGUGUAUCCUGACGGUUAUGGGAUCAACUAUCUCGCUGCACCCGACAUGAUCAAGUUUGGCAUCGAGUCGAAGCACUCAUGUCCCACUACAUCAACAGAGGGCUUCCGACUUGCUGUUAUUGAUGCUCUUCGAGAUGUCAAGGCUCUUUGCUCUGCUGACUCACCUAAUGAUAUCCCACAUAGUCGCUUGUAAUAUAUCCUUAUUGUACUACUUAUAUUUCACUCUGCAUCACCAAGUAAGUUGGAAAUAUAUUGAAGCAAGGAUCUGCAC